AUGAGUCGCAAUGUCCCGUCCUGUGCAGUGCCAAAUUCUACUCAACCCGCCGGUUCAGCUUCCGUUGCAGCACCUACAAGCACUGCAUCUGGUCUUGAAGUCCUCGGUAUUCCUGGGGGAACCUUUCUCCGAGAAGCAUUAACUUCGUGCAGUGAUCCACUUCAAGCCAUUGAAGAAUUCCAAGUUGAAAAUGGAAUCCUUUUGCCUUCUUUAAGACCAAUGAUGCCCCUUUUGGAUUUACAUGGAGUUAAACGACUGGAUUUUCAUAUAUCUGUCAUGGAGGCUCUACGUGAAAAACUUUUAGCCCAAAUUGCUGAUUUAGGUCAAAAAGAAGGGAAAGAAAAGGAUAAGAAAUUAAAAGAACUACUGAACAAAAGUUUUCUUGUAGUGAAAAUUAAAGCUCUUAGGCCAGUUGUAAUGGCAGUUAUGAAACACCUUUCUCAUGUUGAUGACAAAUAUCUCAAAGUUCUGGUAAAAGACAAAGAACUCUAUGAUGAUUGUGAUACUGUGGUUAAAAGGCAAAUGUGGAAAGACAACCAAUCCCUUUUUGGUGAUGAGGUAUCACCCCUACUCAGCCAGUAUAUCAAAGAAAAGGAACAACUUCUUUUUGAUCAAAAUAAUCUUACAAAUUUGUUUUUCCUACCAUCUCCAAAGGUUCGCCGACAAGGAGAAGUUGUCCAGAAGCUAGCGCAUAUGAUUGGAAACAACGUUCGGCUAUAUGACAUGGUUUUACAAUUCUUGAGGACAUUAUUCUUGCGUACUCGUAAUGUUCAUUACUGUACCUUGCGUGCCGAACUGUUAAUGGCCCUACACGAAACUGAAGUUCAAGAAAUUACUAAUGUCGAUCCUUGUCACAAAUUCACUUGGUGUGUGGACGCUUGCAUUAGAGAGCGUAACGUGGAUACGAAGCGAUCGCGAGAGAUUCAGGCGUUUUUGGAUGGUAUCAAAAGUGGUCAAGAGCAAGUUCUUGGAGAUCUCUCCAUGAUGUUGUGCGAUCCUUAUGCCGUCCACUUUUUGGCUACAUCAUCUUUAAAAAUUUUGCAUAACUUGGUCGUGUCGGAGAGCCUGCCUCGGGAACACCAUAUUCUGCUUUUACUAUUACGCAUGCUUUCUCUUGGACUAAGUGCAUGGCAAAUGAUAGAUUCACAGGAAUUUCGUGAACCCCGACUUGAUUCUCAAGUUGUAACCAAGUUUCUUCCAGCUCUUAUGUCGCUGAUAGUAGACGAUCAAGUUCGAUCUCUAAAUGCUAAAUUACCCAGUGAUGAGCGUGAAUCGGCUCUGACAGUUAUUGAACAUUCAGGUCCGCCACCUGAUGCAUUCCAAGCAUACAUUUCUGAAAGUAGUGUUCCCUGUGUUCUGGCGAUGUAUUAUACCCUGCAGGUUGCAAGGAGUAGAGAUAAAGUGGCUCUAACGCGUGUGCUAGGCACGCUGGCUGUAGGACAUGGUGAAAGAUCAUUUGAAGAUCCCUUCCUCCAUACUUUGGUUGCUCAUCUUAUCCCAAUGCAGGAUGAAUUUGUCAAUGAAAUGUUCUGCACAGUUGUUUUUGAUGAAUUUUUCUUCACUUCUAUUGGCAAGGAAAAUGUUGUCAGACAUCUAACCAAACUGGUGUGGUAUAUUCACCAUAAACUACCUGCAGCUCGGCUUAAUACCCUCAUGAAGGCACUUCAACCCAAUUCUCAAUCCCCUGAGGUUAUGCACCAGGUCUAUAAGCAACUUGAGCAAAGAAUUGAAUCCUACCAAGUAAAUCCUUCCCAAGGAGUCCAUAAUGAUGAGACUGUGUUAAUGAUGAAUGUACCCACUCCAAUGUCAAUGUAGAAAUAAAACAGUGACUGUGUAUUGGUCAGGCAUACAAUAGAUUGAAUGAAGAACUUA
Messenger RNA from Daphnia magna, 1872 nucleotides. RefSeq names its product negative elongation factor B (gene NELF-B). The record is from RefSeq and is a predicted model, not a curated record. Gene Ontology annotation, biological process: negative regulation of transcription elongation by RNA polymerase II. Lineage: Eukaryota; Metazoa; Arthropoda; Branchiopoda; Diplostraca; Daphniidae. Gene Ontology annotation, cellular component: nucleus; NELF complex.